CCUUUUUCUAUGUGGCUUCCAACAGCUUGCCAUUUCCUCUGAAGACUAGGAGUGCUCAUUUUUUCCCAGACGCCUUGGAAGGCAAAUAAAAAGAAAAGUUUUACUGCUCGUUUCUCUUUUGCCUAGUCAAGACUGUCAAUCCAGUGAAGCUUCAGAAAUCUAAAUGACUGAAAGCAAUGACAUCUCUGCAGACAUGGCCUCUUACCUUCCUGCUUGUUAUCACAGUGCAUUGCUCUAACUCUCUAGAAGACAAUCAGAUCCCUAGUUUGUGCACAGGUAGCCCUGGUAUCCCAGGAUCUCCCGGGUUGCAUGGCAGCCCUGGUCAGCCUGGCAGGGACGGGCGAGAUGGACGUGAUGCACAACCAGGAGAGAAAGGGGAAAAAGGGGACAGAGGAGGGUCAGGUCAGUCAGGUGAGAGGGGCCUCACGGGAGACCGAGGGGAUCCAGGGGAAAAAGGAGAGAAAGGAUCCCCAGGCGAGUGUGCAGUAGCCCCCAAAUCAGCUUUUAGUGUUAAGCUCUCUGAGGCCCGGACCACGCCGCUGACAGUAAGCGACGCAGUGCGCUUUGACAACGUGGUUCUAAAUGAGCAGGGGGAUUAUAAUCCUGAGACCGGGCGCUUCACCUGUAGAGUGCCGGGUGUUUAUUACUUUGCCGUCCACGCCACAGUUUACCGCUCCAGCUUGCAGUUUGACCUCAUAAAGAAUGGAAACGCAGUGGCCUCCUAUUUUCAGAUCUUUGGGAACUGGUCCAAACCAGCCUCACUGUCUGGAGGAACCUUAGUGCACUUGAUUCCAGGAGAUCAGGUGUGGGUGCAGAUGGCCCUGGAGAAAAGACAUUUCUGCUGCACAGCUACAGACUGAGCUGUGGUUUCAGAGUGCAUUUAAGGUCAUCAAACAUGGAGUAGUAUAAAUUGUGAGACCAUAUUAUUGGUGUUUUAGCAUUUAAGACAAGUGUAUAUUUGUGGCACUCCCAAAUCCAUUGUUUGUGUUUGGCAGCUUGUGUAUGUUGAGUCACAGAGACAUCUUGUCAUCAAGUCCAGUUGUAUAUGCUUCAAGAUGUAACAUCCUAUUUCAGUAAUACAGACAAGACCCUCUGAUUCUUUGUAUCUUUCUCUAUCCCUUUCUCCUGCUUUUCUAUUUUUGUUCGGAGAAUUAAUUCCAAUUUUCCUCAGGCUGCUGGCACAGACAUACACAGAAUGUUUUUUCUCAACAUUUUUGCACAAAAGUUGAGAGAAAUGAGAUAUGUAUCCUCCCUUUGUGCAGUUAAUUUCCAUGAGGUCAUGGCCUACCUCCACCCAGCUGGAGAACAGUGCAUUUCAACCAGACCCAACAGUCAAAACAAGCAUAGAUGGGUGUCUGAAUCUGAACAACCCAAAUAUCAAAUUUAUCAUCUUGAUAUAGUUAAAACAAUUUUGAAAUUAUGUAUGCCUUUACAGGUUGAACAGGCUAGAGGGUGCCACAAUCUGACUAGACUCUCAGACUAGAUUUAGUCAACAUUCCCACAAACCAUGUAAUACAUAAUCAUUUUUUCAAGCCCAUGUUUUGAUUAGUUUUUUCUUUUCUUUUUGUCACAGUAAUACAUUUGAAGUAAGCAAAAACUGUACUGUAACUUGUUACUUGUUCAAAGAACAAUACAGUAGUAAUAAUAAUA
Myxocyprinus asiaticus (Chinese sucker) is the source of this 1650-nucleotide messenger RNA. RefSeq names its product complement C1q tumor necrosis factor-related protein 5-like. NCBI's taxonomy places the organism in Eukaryota, Metazoa, Chordata, Actinopteri, Cypriniformes, Catostomidae. The record is from RefSeq and is a predicted model, not a curated record. Gene Ontology annotation, molecular function: protein binding. The coding region runs from base 177 to 860 and encodes 227 amino acids. The transcript is spliced from 4 exons.